This is a messenger RNA of Caenorhabditis briggsae, 1101 nucleotides long. It is a transcript of the gene Cbr-srv-7, whose product is annotated as Protein CBR-SRV-7. The coding region runs from base 1 to 1101 and encodes 366 amino acids. The transcript has 7 exons. The record is from RefSeq and is a predicted model, not a curated record. Lineage: Eukaryota; Metazoa; Nematoda; Chromadorea; Rhabditida; Rhabditidae.
AUGGCUUCCAACGCAACGCUUCCGGAAUGGUUCGACCCAUUGGAGAGUAUUGUGAGCACUGUCUUCAUGAUGGGUUCAUUUGUAACUAUUAUUCUGUACAUUAUGGAAGUCUUGAUACUUGUUACACUUAGAAAUACUGUAUAUAAAGGAAUGUUUUACCAAAUCUUCACCGUUGGAAUCAUAGUAGAUGUCUUCAGUUUGGUCAAUAAUUAUUUCGGAUGUGUGUUCCCGGCAAAAGGAUAUUUCCAAGAUUUCUAUUUAUCCAUGGGCACGUUCGUCGGUCAAAUGUAUCUGAUGAUUGCGUGGACCGCCCGAGGGAUUCAGGGAUGCACUGUCGUUGCCCUUGCUCUCAAUCGGGCCACCGCUGUUUGCCUUCCUAUCAAACAUAAGCAAGUACGUCGGGACUUUGAAUACGUUCUAUUGUUGAUCUUCAAUCUUAUAUCUGACAGACCAUACAGUGAUGUUAGUUUUAGAUUUGGAACAAACUUCUACUGGAAGUAUGAACGAAAUGGAAUCUACAUCCAAUAUAAAAAUCAAAAUUUUCGACGAGGAUUCUUCAUGUCGGCAUAUGUUAUUGAAACUAUUUUUGUUGCAUGCAUUAUGAUCAUUAAUGUAACAAUGGUGAUUGCAUUCAGAAGUAAAUACAAAGUGCGCCUAUCAACACAACCACAUCUGAACCAAAAAGUGAUGAGUGAAAAACAAAGACAGGAAUACAACCUCAACAUUGUGGCUGGUUUGACAUGUGUCGCAGAAAUCGUUUAUUACUGCUAUGUUAUCUACGUAUUUGGAAUCAAUACGAGUGUUCCAACACGGGUGUUCUAUCUACUCUACGAUGUUAUCAAUGACAUUUAUUGCGGGUUGUCAGGCUGGCUAUUGUUGAUAUACUCACGGUCCAUGAGGGCGCAUGUGACAAAAAUGAUGAGGUACUUGAAGGCAAAUUACUUCCGUAAAACAUUGUUAUUCUUAAGAUGCCCCAUGUUUGGCUUCCGUCGGAUGCGAAUAAUGAUUCCACCGGAACAACAAUUCGCAUCAUCCACCAAUGUCGAGAGGGAUAAAAAUACUUCGAAUAGAAGGGUUCCAACAUGUGGAACUCCUUGUUAG